Molecule: messenger RNA, 1399 nt
Organism: Drosophila elegans
Lineage: Eukaryota; Metazoa; Arthropoda; Insecta; Diptera; Drosophilidae
Gene: Rpn7
Product: 26S proteasome non-ATPase regulatory subunit 6
Exons: 1
Coding region: 120-1289 (389 amino acids)
Biological process (GO): proteasome-mediated ubiquitin-dependent protein catabolic process
Cellular component (GO): proteasome regulatory particle
Source: RefSeq, a predicted model, not a curated record
ACAACCAACUUAACGUCGUACAUGACUGUGCGGCUUUGACAAAAACAAAAUCUCAUUUUGUUCGGGAAAAUUAACAAUUUCUCUGUGCUAAACGAAGCUACGGCCACAAUCCGAUCACAAUGCCUGCCGAAAAUCUGGAGGAGCAGGGCCUGGAGAAGAACCCGAACCUGGAGCUGGCGCAGACCAAAUUCCUGCUCACCCUGGCGGAGUACAAGCAGGAUGCGCCUCUGAAGGCGAAGCUCCUUGAGGCGAUUCGCACGGAGAACAUGGCUCCGUGGUACGAGCACAUCUGCACGGAACUCGGCUGGGUCGUGGACAAGGAUCUGCUGGCACGCAUGAAGGAGAACAACCGCGUCGAGGUGGAGCAGCUGGACGCGGCCAUCGAGGAUGCGGAGAAGAAUCUGGGCGAGAUGGAGGUGCGCGAGGCGAACCUUAAGAAGUCGGAGUACUUGUGCCGCAUUGGCGACAAGACUGCGGCGGAGACAGCCUUCCGCAAGACCUACGAGAAAACCGUAUCGCUGGGUCACCGCCUGGACAUUGUGUUCCAUUUGAUCCGCCUGGGGCUUUUCUACCUGGAUCACGAUCUCAUCACGCGGAAUAUUGACAAGGCCAAGUAUUUAAUAGAGGAAGGUGGCGACUGGGACCGGCGUAAUCGCCUGAAGGUCUACCAGGGCGUCUACUCGGUGGCAGUGCGCGAUUUCAAGGCGGCGGCAACCUUCUUCCUUGACACCGUGAGCACCUUCACCUCCUACGAGCUGAUGGACUACCCCACCUUUGUGCGCUACACCGUGUACGUCGCGAUGAUCGCCCUGCCGCGCAAUGAGCUGCGCGACAAGGUGAUCAAGGGCUCCGAGAUCCAGGAGGUGCUCCACGGCCUGCCCGAUGUCAAGCAGUUCCUGUUCGCCCUGUACAACUGCCAGUACGAGAACUUCUACGUGCAUUUGGCCGGCGUGGAGAAGCAGCUGCGCUCGGACUACCUCAUCCAUCCCCACUACCGCUACUAUGUGCGCGAGAUGCGCAUCCUGGGCUACACCCAGCUGCUGGAGUCGUACCGCUCCCUUACCCUGCAGUACAUGGCCGAGUCGUUCGGCGUCACCGUGGACUACAUCGACCAGGAACUGGCCCGCUUCAUCGCCGCCGGACGGCUGCAUGCCAAGGUGGAUCGCGUGGGCGGCAUCGUGGAGACCAAUCGGCCGGACAACAAGAACUGGCAGUACCAGGCCACCAUCAAGCAGGGCGAUCUGCUGCUCAACCGCAUCCAGAAGCUGAGCCGCGUGAUAAACAUCUAAUGUAGUUCUUCAUAUAUAAAAAGGUUUAUUCAAAUUCAACAUUUUAUUACACAGUGUAAAGCUAACGCAACGUACAACAAUAAAAACGAUAUAUAAAAAACUCAUGGAAA